Molecule: messenger RNA, 2021 nt
Organism: Dendroctonus ponderosae (mountain pine beetle)
Lineage: Eukaryota; Metazoa; Arthropoda; Insecta; Coleoptera; Curculionidae
Product: leucine-rich repeat and immunoglobulin-like domain-containing nogo receptor-interacting protein 3
Exons: 8
Coding region: 364-1776 (470 amino acids)
Cellular component (GO): extracellular matrix
Molecular function (GO): protein binding
Source: RefSeq, a predicted model, not a curated record
AAUUUUCUCGUGAAAUGUUGUUCGGCUACUAGGGUCCUUCAGUUUGUGAAAACUACACCUGAAUAAAUCUGUAACUGAAUAAUUGAAAGUUGACAAUACAUGCCAUGGUCAUGUUGUGCCCAGAAAAAAAUGAAUACUCAGAAUUCCAAUGUGGCUCAUUUCGUACUAGAAAUACACAGCAAUUAAAUAAGGCAAAUAUCAUUAGUGAAUUAUCAGCACGAUAAAAAUGACUAAAUCUUUUGAUAAGACUGAUAAGCUAUUAGGUGUAUCUUUUUCAUUACAACGUCUGUGUAAGUCCGGGAAAUCUAAUGCAGUGAAAUAAGUGUUUCUCAUUUAUGAGCUAGUGUUUUUUCGCAACAAACAAUGGAUUUAUUCACCUUAGUAGUGGGAAUUCUCUGUCUCAGCUUAGCAAGUAAUGCUGAAGAGACCUUCGAAAAUUCGACGAACCUCUGUGAAAAAUGCAAAUGCAUUAAUGGACCACAAUUUGUUCUGGAUUGCCAGAAACAAGACUUUCAUCAUAUGAUAGCUAAUUGGCCGGAACAUAACGUUGCGUUAAUAGCUACAUUUAGCUAUAAUAAUAUUUCAAAUGUGGAAAUCCUGCCGGAUAGUGAUUUGGUAACAAAAGUGAUAUUGUCCCACUGUGGAAUCAAAAGUGUGGACAAUGGAGCUUUCAAAACAGUGAAAUACCUUACUUAUUUGGAUUUGAGCUAUAAUUUACUAACCACUGAAGAAAUUUCUCCGGAAAUAUUCAAAGGCACAUACAACAAUACGGUUUAUGAGCCACUUAUGCUAGAAGAUUUGGACUUGUCGCACAAUGAAAUCCACAGUUUACCACAUAAUAUUUUCGAACAUCUAACCACGCUGAAGCAAUUGAACUUAGCGGGAAAUAAUCUAAGAGUUCUGGACCCACCGACUCAAAUGGCAUUGUCAGGCCUGACCAAUUUACAAGUACUGAAUAUCGCCGAUAAUGACCUUACUGACUUAGUUGAAGAUGCGGUCAGAAACUUGCAAAAACUGAGAAUUCUAAAUUUGACUAUGAACCUAUUGGAUUUUGUUCCUGAUACACUGAGCCUUCUGAGCAAUUCAUUGGAAGCGGUCUAUUUGGAUCAUAAUCUCAUUUUUGAAAUCACUGAUGAGUCAUUUUUGGGUGUCAAAGGUAUUAAAGUGCUUUCCCUCACAAAUUUGCCAAGAUUGCAGUACGUAAACGCGAAUUCCUUUGCACAUCUUCAGAACUUAUCUAUUUUAUAUCUGUCCGAUAAUCCAAGCUUGACCACAAUAGACAGAGAUGCGUUUGGAAAGGGACAGGUUCUAGAGGAGUUGUAUCUUCACUCAAAUUCCUUACAAGACCUUCACUACAAUCUUACUAAUUGGUCCGCACUCAGGCUCUUCACUCUCAAAGAUAAUAGUUUGUUUUGCGACUGCGAUUUGUACGAAAUAUCUCAAGCCUUGUCCUCGGAGAUAAAAAUGGAUAAGGAUGGUCCUUUUUGCAUAAAUCCUAUCACAGAUGUCAGUAUGAUGAUCUACAAUUUGACUGAGGAAGCUUGUAGCUUUGAUGUAAGUUUUCAGCAAUAUACAUAUAGAGCGUCUCACCUUAUGGACAGCCACUUUCACACCAUCAAGUUAGUUUUCAUUAUUCUGCUGGUGAUUGCAACCCUUAUUGCAUUUGUCGCUCUAGCAAUUGCAUUGUUACGGUGCUAUCGAUUCAGAAUUAAUCAAAACUAUCCGUUCCCUACACAGGUGAUGUACAAUCCCUUAAGGACACAGAAUAUCAAUUGAGAAUUAAGUACACCAAACAUUUAUUGUUCGUUUAACUGUGAAUUUUGAACUAGAUUUAGAUGAUUUAAUGUGAUGUGAUGACGAUUUAAUGUGAUUUGUUGACUAAGUUUUCACACCAAAUGAGUAUUAAAUUAGAUAGACUUUUUGUGUAUUUUAUGUUUUGUCUGGAUUCACUUAAGAUGAUUUUUUAGUUUAUAAUUAUUCAUGGCAUAAAAAUCUGCAUCCAAAUAAAUGAGUAAAACACA